Molecule: messenger RNA, 969 nt
Organism: Bursaphelenchus xylophilus (pine wood nematode)
Lineage: Eukaryota; Metazoa; Nematoda; Chromadorea; Rhabditida; Aphelenchoididae
Source: the annotation of a GenBank genome assembly
AUGAGAUUGGUUGAUUUCUCCAAACAUUUGGCUUUCUCACUGCUUCUGAUCCAGGUACUUCCAUCAGCAAGCCAAAAUGCUCUCACAAGCAGCCCCAAGACCACGGGAACUCCUCCCCCUAUAGCUCCGACAACUGUUACUUCUCGUGCUCCUGUCUCUUCUACUGGGCCUCAAACGGAUGCUCCGAAAUCCACGGCAGACCCAGUAGUUUCGCCUCAAACGUAUGCUCCAAAUUCCACAGCUGGCCCGGUGGUUUCUACAGUAAUUCCAACCACUGUUACAUUACAGUCAACAAAGGUGUCUACUGGAGUUACGGAGGCUACUACUGGGCAAACUCUGCCUUACACGAGCUCUACGAAGUCUUCUACGGCAUCAGAGAAUCCGACAACACCCCAUAUUCGCCCCACUACACAUAUUCAGCCAACUGGGCCUACGACAAGGCCAACGGAUGCCUCCACGGGAAUUACUCAGCCAACCGGAGCUUCUACAGUAUCCCACCGCACUUCGAUAGGAACCACAGAGUACGCUGGACCUAAUGUCACCACUUCCGAGGCCACAACAGUCACUACAGAGUCCACCACAACUAUUCCGGAGUAUAUUAGCCAUGACGGAAGACUUGGGCAAGCCAUUUUGAUCCUCCUAUCCUUCCUAGGAAUAAUCCUGGGGACAGUAAACAUGACGGUGGCUUGGCUGACUAUAUGGGAGUUCCAACUAAAGGUAUAUCCCAUAAUUUUGACAUUUUUUUUGCUGAUGUUACACUAGAUCGUAUCACAUAAAUUUUUAUUUUUUUUUCAGCAUAAAAUCACUGCCCAACUGGUUGUGGAGAAGCUAGAGUUGGCCGAGAUGCAAGUGAACCAAAGAGCCUUUGCCGACGAGAUCCUGGGCCUGCUUCAGUCCAUCGGAUUCGACGCCAAUAAAUAUGAAGACGAAGCCACGGAACAUAUCAGCGAGUUUAACAGCCAGUAUUAG